UUGAGACCCCACUCCUCUGCAAAGGUCACUUCAGAUUUUGCAAAAGGGACAAAGCCAUAGCAUAGCACACACUUCUCCUCUCUGUUUACCGUAAGGAGAACCUUGAACAAGGCCUUAAACGUUUCCAGAAAUCGGUAGCUUUCCUUCCUCAGGUAUGAAUGGUCCAAAGAACUCAUAGCUUUCCUUUGCCCGUUUAAAUCGUUUCAUCAUCGAACUUCUUUCUCUUGCUUAUCGUUAUCGUAUUUCUUUCUCUGCUCAUCAACUACUCUCUCAUUUCUCUGCUUAUCGUUAUCGUAUUUCCCAUAACUUCUCUCUAUCUCUUUCUCUGCUCAUCAACUACUCUCUCAUUUCUUUCUUUCUCUUUCUCUUUCUCUUUCUCUUUCUUUUCUCUAACCCUAAUAUUCACUCUCUCUUUCUGUCUCUCCCACCGACACUCCGAAACCCAACCUUACUAUCUGUAAAUCAAUUGCUCACCGUUCCCAUCCUUGGAUUCAAUCUCUUAAAAAAUCCUUCUUCCAAAGCAAAUCGAACACGUCUCUCAUCCUAAACUCUUCCUAAUUUGCUCCCUCUCUCUACCCUCAUCUGAAAUAGAAGUUGAAGUGAAAUAUCCUCACCCUUCAAAACCUAGAUCCAGAUUUACAAAAUUAAUUUAUGUCAAUCUUGCAGAUUUAAAGCUUGGAAAAUGACGGGAAAGUUGCUGAUUUCAUGUUUGAAGUUCAAUUUCAGAUCUUCUUUUUGUUUCAUGAGAAUAUUUUUGUUCUGUUAUUAGUUAGUUUUUUUCUUGCUUUGAAUCUUCGUUUAAUUUGUUGUGUUUAACCUUAAUUUUGAGUUUACUAUUUCGUUUAUUGUUAACUUUAUGAAUUUUCUUUUUGAAUGAAAAUUUCACUAUAAGCUUCUAUGUGUAACUUUGUUGUGAUUUGUUGGUUGAGAAAUUUUAUAUGUUCAAUUUCAAGUUUACUGUUCUAAUUAUGUCAACUUUCAAAUUUCCUGAUAAAAUGAAUGAAUGUGUUAUUACUGUUUUCCAAAUUUUGUAGUUGUUAGACUAAUUUUUUCCUGCAUAUUUUGUUAUACGCAGAUUGAGAGGAGGAUUGACAAUGAUACAAGUAUUCCAUAUCUUGCUAUGAACUAUUUUGAUUGCUUUUUUUCCAAGCAUAGUAAAAUCUUGGAGGAUGUCAAAUGGUACAUCGAUACUGUAAAAGUUCGUUUGAUUGCUAUCGCUUGUCUCACCAUCCCUUCCAAGAUGAGGAUAAAAGACUUCACAUUUGAUCAUUUUUUGAUUACUUAUUAUAAGAUUGUGAAUGAUCAGCUAAUACUAAUAGAACUUCUAAGACAUCUGCAACAACGGGUUCUAAUCCAGCUCCUCUGCAUUGAGAUCGAAAAAGUUUUCUUGGAUGCCGUGGAGACUGAACAUACUUGUCAAUAGAAAUCGGCAAAUAAUUAGAUCUGAUGUUGGUGCACCGAAGAUGACAACAUAUAUGAGAUGUACAUGGUUUGAUCAGAUGCAACAAGUUUUUUGGGAACUACCAUGCAAACUCUAAAUUGCAACCAAAUGAUUAUUUGGCAGGUUGGCAAGUUGCAAGUCAGUGUUGAUGCAAUUUGCAGUUGAUUCACAGUUGUUGCUAUUGUUUGAUGUGGUUUAACCGCAAAGAGCUGAGAAUGUUACCAUCAGGAAACUACUCAGCUGAGAACGUUGCAGUUGAUUCACAGUGUUGUUUUAAUGCAAAAUUCUCUACGAAGUUCUUAUUGUUACUGUUUAUAAAAUUUGUAACAUUUGCAGCAUUAAUAAUGCGAUAGAUUUGGACUCAGUUAGAUCAAUAUGAAAUAAUAUGGCAACUGUAAUUUGAUAGAUUAUGUGGCAACUGUAAUUUGAUAGAUUAUGUGGCAACUGUAAUUUGAUAGUUGAAAUAUGGUAGUAUCAAAUAAUAUCAAACA
Vicia villosa (hairy vetch) is the source of this 1932-nucleotide messenger RNA. RefSeq lists its product as uncharacterized. The transcript is spliced from 5 exons. Bases 1004 to 1423 code for a protein of 139 amino acids. Lineage: Eukaryota; Viridiplantae; Streptophyta; Magnoliopsida; Fabales; Fabaceae. The record is from RefSeq and is a predicted model, not a curated record.